Molecule: messenger RNA, 2289 nt
Organism: Anopheles stephensi (Asian malaria mosquito)
Lineage: Eukaryota; Metazoa; Arthropoda; Insecta; Diptera; Culicidae
Exons: 9
Coding region: 79-2106 (675 amino acids)
Source: RefSeq, a predicted model, not a curated record
AGUCUACAGUAAAAACUCUUGGACAGAAAUUCCUACCCGUCAGAAAGUUCCUCCGAAGUGUCCAUUAGAACCUCCGACAUGUGUCGUGUGUUUGCACUGCUGGCACUGCUAGCAGUCGUCUGCAAUGCAGCCGUUAUUCCGAUCCAGCCACAGCUCCUGGAUAACUUGAAGCCCGAGCAGCGUGCAACACUUGACGAGGCUUUGGCUCAGCUGCUGGAAAACAUCCGUGAGCUGCUGCGGACGGGUGAUCCGGAACGGGGCAUUCCCGUCAUGGCUCCGCUGCAGACCGAUCAGCUUGAUGUGGACCUGAGUCUGGGUGGAUUGCUAGACUUUACCGCCAUUUUGCGCAAUCUGUUCGUCGAUGGAUUGGACCGUUUCCAGGGCACACUGACGCUGAACGUCAUGCAGAUGGAGUUCCGGUACGAUUUUCUCUUCCCGGACGUGAUUGCUCGCGGACAGUACGAUGCAGAUGGACGUGUUUUUGGGCUGAUUCCGGUGUUUGGGUUCGGCAAUUUCCACGUUGCUCCGCGCGAUCUACGCAUCCAGGGUACGGCUCUACUACGCCAGCUACCGUCCGGCUAUCUUCACAUGCCGGAACUCAAAGCCAAUGUGCGGCUUGGAUCGUUACAGAACAACAUCGAGGGAAUGUUGCUCGGAGGAGAGCUAUCUGAUCUGCUUAAUGUGGUCAUCCAAGAUCUGGUCCCUUCCGUGCUGAUUAACUUUGCGCCGGAAGUGACAGAAAUGAUUUCGCGCGUCGGCAUACCGAUUGCUGACUCCAUCCUCAACACGAUGACGCUGGACGAUUUGUUUGCAUUGAUUCCCAUGAAUCAACUGGUAGAAAACUUUCGGCUAGGAAUGGCGGACGGAUUUCCACAGCUGAACCUUCCCGUGCUGGCACCGUACGCCUGGAAAGGGCUUCAUAUAAAAGAUUUUGAUAGUGGUAUGCUCAGAUUAAACGCCGAGCUAAAGGACGGAAUCACGCGAGGUCUGAAUCAGUUCAACAUCACAAACCUGAACAUUGAAAUUCCAUCUCGAAAGCUGGACUUUCAACUGAUCUUUCCGUCUGUGCAAACGGUUGGACGUUAUGUGGCGAAAGGCCAACUGGCCGGAUUUGUGCCGUUCGAUCGGUCUGGAAAGUAUUCGCUGCAGCUGUACGUUUCGGGCCAGGUUCCGGAAUAUUUGCGCAACAAUCGCAACAGCAUUGCGUUGCAAAUAAGAGCCACUGUGAAGCCUAAACUGAACGAGAUAUUGUGGAGGUAUGAUGUGGAAGAUCUCUUCAAGAUGAUGCUGGAGAAUGAAUCAAGUUUGAAAAUCAAGAUGAAAAUCUUGCUAACCGUCACCGUUGGCCUGGUGCUGGCCUGUACCUUGACCGGUGCAGCUGCUCAGGAGGAAAAGUACCUUAUGGCUCAGCCCCGGGACAAUGCUCUGAAUGAGUUGGUCAUCCAGUUUCUGGAAAGCUUCCGCGAGUCGAUGGUCUGUGCCAAUCCAGAUCUUGGCAUCCCGGUGCUGGCUCCGCUCAAGGUGGACCAUCUGGAGAUGGAAAUCAAGCAGAAACUCUUCCAAAUUAGUGGAGAGCUAAAUAAUUUGGUCGUUGAUGGAUUGAACGAGUUCGAAAUCAAGCACAUCGACAUCAAGGUGCUGAAGCUGCAGCUGGACUUUGAGUUCUACUUCGGUGCGAUCCGCACCAAGGGAAAGUACAAGGUGAAGGCCAAGCUCAUCGGACUUCUUCCCCUGACCCGUUUCGGCUCGUUCCGUUUUGAUGCCAAAGGUCUUACCGUGAAGGGUAGCGCAUCGAUUGGUAUCAGUGGUGACAAGCUGCAGAUUCGCAGUCUCACCGUAACGCCAACGCUUAAAUCGGUACGGUCUGACGUGAAGAACGUGUUCCUGCAGCCGAUCGUCAACUUUAUGUUUAAUCGCGUGGUCGAGGGCGUCGUGCCCGGGCUGAUCAACAACAAUCAGCAGGAAAUUACGCAGCUGAUCGAGCAGCAGCUUAAACCGAUGAUCAACGAAAUGUUGGGCGACCUUUCGCUGCAGGAUUUGAUCGAUAUGGUUUCGGGAGGUGGUGGAUCGGGACCAGUUACUUGUGAUCGCGAUGGAGCGUUGUAAGAUGGGUUUGCAGAAAUCGUAUCGAUGACUGUAAGCGAGAAGUGGCAAACGUUGGUAGGGUUAGGUGGGGAAGAAGCGUUCGAAUCCAAUUCGUAAGGGCUGUGUAUACAAUUGUUUUAUAAUUUUUGUUAUAAAUAGAAAUUGAAAAUUGAAAUGAAUUGCAAGUUAAGUUGAAAAAGAAAA